Messenger RNA from Mustela erminea (ermine), 1548 nucleotides. It is a transcript of the gene CAMK1, whose product is annotated as calcium/calmodulin dependent protein kinase I. NCBI's taxonomy places the organism in Eukaryota, Metazoa, Chordata, Mammalia, Carnivora, Mustelidae. Gene Ontology annotation, cellular component: intracellular anatomical structure. The transcript has 11 exons. The record is from RefSeq and is a predicted model, not a curated record. Gene Ontology annotation, molecular function: calmodulin binding; calcium/calmodulin-dependent protein kinase activity; ATP binding. Bases 139 to 1272 code for a protein of 377 amino acids. Gene Ontology annotation, biological process: peptidyl-serine phosphorylation.
GGCUGGCGAGUCAGGAGCGGCGCGGCGGCGGUCGGCAACCAGCAGCCAGAGCUCGGCGCCAGACACCUCGGGCCUCCCAGCCAGCCCCGCGGCGGGGCAGCCGCAGGAGCCCUGGCUGUGGCCAGGGGGCAGUGGGCCAUGCCGGGGGCAGUGGACGGCCCCAGCUGGAAGCAGGUGGAGGACAUUAGGGACAUUUACGACUUCCGUGAUGUUCUGGGAACGGGGGCCUUCUCAGAGGUAAUCCUGGCAGAAGAUAAGAGAACACACAAGCUGGUGGCCAUCAAAUGCAUCGCCAAGAAGGCUCUGGAGGGCAAGGAGGGGAGCAUGGAGAAUGAGAUCGCUGUCCUGCACAAGAUCAAGCACCCCAACAUUGUAGCCCUGAAUGACAUCUAUGAGAGUGGGGGUCACCUCUACCUCAUCAUGCAGCUGGUGUCCGGCGGGGAGCUGUUUGACCGCAUUGUGGAGAAAGGCUUCUACACGGAGCGGGAUGCCAGCCGCCUCAUCUUCCAGGUGCUGGAUGCCGUCAAGUACCUACAUGAUCUGGGCAUUGUACACAGAGACCUCAAGCCAGAGAAUCUGUUGUACUACAGCCUGGAUGAAGACUCCAAGAUCAUGAUCUCCGAUUUCGGUCUCUCCAAGAUGGAGGACCCUGGCAGUGUGCUCUCCACAGCCUGUGGAACCCCGGGAUACGUGGCCCCUGAGGUCCUGGCCCAGAAGCCCUACAGCAAGGCCGUGGAUUGCUGGUCCAUUGGGGUCAUCGCCUACAUUCUGCUCUGCGGUUACCCCCCCUUCUAUGACGAGAAUGAUGCCAAACUCUUUGAACAGAUUUUGAAGGCCGAGUACGAGUUUGACUCUCCUUACUGGGACGACAUCUCUGACUCUGCCAAAGACUUCAUCCGACACUUGAUGGAGAAAGAUCCAGAAAAAAGGUUCACCUGUGAACAAGCCUUGCAGCACCCAUGGAUUGCAGGAGAUACGGCUCUAGAUAAGAAUAUUCACCAGUCAGUGAGCGAGCAGAUCAAGAAGAACUUUGCCAAGAGCAAAUGGAAGCAAGCGUUCAAUGCCACGGCCGUGGUGCGGCACAUGAGGAAGCUCCAGCUGGGCACCAGCCAGGAGGGGCAAGGACCAACAGCGAGCCACGGGGAGCUGCUGACACCGGCAGCUGGGGGUGAGGACCUGUCCUCUGUGGAAGGGCGUGAGUGGUCCAUGAAGAGGCAGCCAGGCUGGAGUGAUGGUCUGCUAUGGCCAACUCGGUUCUCUCUCCCCAUGUAGGGCCUGCGGCUGGCUGCUGCUGUCGAGACGGCUGCGUGGAGCCAGGCCCGGAACUGUCCCCUACAUUGCCCCCACAGCUCUAGGGCCCCAGAUCCAGGAUCCAAACCCCUUGUGUGGGAGGCACUGGGGCAGCCUGCUCCCCUUCCCUCCCUGAAUUUGAGAGUUACUCUGCCCUGCCACCUCCCCACCCCUUUCCCUAUCACUCCUCCACUGCAUUUUCCAUACAAAUGUUUCUAUUUUAUUGUUCUUUCUUGUAAUAAAGGGAAGAGAUAAAAA